AUGGAAGAAGUUAACGUUGUUGAAACUAAGGAUGGAACCGUUUCAGUAGCUUCUGCGUUUGCUGGUCACCAGGAAGCUGUGCAGGAUAGAGACCACAAAUUUUUAAGAAAAGCAGUUGAAGAAGCAUAUAAAGGGGUAGAUUGUGGAGAUGGAGGCCCUUUUGGUGCUGUUAUUGUUCACAACGAUGAAGUAGUUGCUAGUUGUCACAACAUGGUUCUGAAUUACACUGAUCCAACUGCUCAUGCAGAGGUCACAGCAAUCAGAGAGGCUUGUAAGAAACUUAAGCAGAUAGAACUUUCAGAUUGUGAAAUAUAUGCUUCUUGUGAACCCUGCCCCAUGUGCUUUGGUGCAAUCCACCUCUCGCGAAUUAAGAGAUUGGUUUAUGGAGCAAAGGCAGAGGCAGCAAUUGCUAUUGGGUUUGACGAUUUUAUUGCAGAUGCAUUGCGAGGUACUGGAUUCUACCAGAAAGCAACGUUGGAAAUUAAACAAGCCGAUGGUAACGAGGCCAUGAUUGCGGAAGAGGUUUUUGAGAAAACAAAGGCAAAAUUCCAAAUGUAUUGA
Lathyrus sativus (Indian pea) is the source of this 561-nucleotide messenger RNA. The record is from the annotation of a GenBank genome assembly. NCBI's taxonomy places the organism in Eukaryota, Viridiplantae, Streptophyta, Magnoliopsida, Fabales, Fabaceae.